AUGACUAUUUCUGAUGCAGUCAAAAAGUCACAGGUCAAAAAGUCGCAGGUCAAAAAUUUGCAGGUCAAAAAGUCGCAGGUCAAAAAGUCGAUGGUCAAAAAGUCGCAGGUCAAAAAGUCGCAGGUCAAAAAGUCGCAGGUCAAAAAGUCGCAGUUGCAAGUCAAAAAGUCGCAGGUCAAAAAGUCACAAAACAAAAAGUCGCAAGUCAAAAAGUCGCAGGUCAAAAAGCCGCAAGUCAAAAAGUCGCAAGUCAAAAAGUCGCAGGUCAAAAAGUCGCAAGUCAAAAAGUUGCGAGUCAAAAAGUUGCAGGUCAAAAAGUCGCAAGUCAAAAAGUCACAAGUCAAAAAGUCGCAGGUCAAAAAGUCGCAAGUCAACAAGUCGCAGGUCAAAAAGUCGCAGGUCAAAAAGUCGCAAGUCAAAAAGUCACAGGUCAAAAAGUCGCAGGUCAAAAAGUUGCAGGUCAAAAAGUCGCAGAUCAAAAAGUCGCAGGACAAGAACAAACAAAAGACUGUAAAUAGCAUAAAGUUCUUAACACCCAAUGAAAUAUCGUAG
Molecule: messenger RNA, 552 nt
Organism: Macrobrachium nipponense
Lineage: Eukaryota; Metazoa; Arthropoda; Malacostraca; Decapoda; Palaemonidae
Product: ribosome-binding protein 1-like
Exons: 3
Coding region: 1-552 (183 amino acids)
Source: RefSeq, a predicted model, not a curated record